This is a messenger RNA of Pangasianodon hypophthalmus (striped catfish), 7565 nucleotides long. It is a transcript of the gene itprid2, whose product is annotated as ITPR interacting domain containing 2. Gene Ontology annotation, molecular function: signaling receptor binding. The record is from RefSeq and is a predicted model, not a curated record. Bases 781 to 4881 code for a protein of 1366 amino acids. Lineage: Eukaryota; Metazoa; Chordata; Actinopteri; Siluriformes; Pangasiidae. The transcript has 23 exons.
GUUGGCUCUCUCUCGCGCUCGCGCUCUGGCUGUGUGUGUUUUUCCGGAAGAGGAAAUCUUAUAGUAGUUUAGACGAAGUUUUGGGAAACUUUUUUUUUUCCCCCACUUUUCCCGCAGAUGCCACGGUUCAGCUUGGAGUGUGUGUGAUCUGCGAGUGUGCUGCAAACUCCGACAGCUCACUGAAGCAUGCAUGGUUGUGCUCUAGCAGUCAGGAGUUAAAUCAUCCUAGGGCGUGUUCGCGUGAGAGACAUGGAAAUAACCGUUUACGACCUAUAGGCUUGUGUGGCAAACAAAGCAGUCAUGAGAUUUUCCAAUGUUGACAUUGGAAAAGCAGGACGGUGUGCAAACGAGACAACUUUCUUAUGAGCUUCUUCAAAUAACUGUGUCCAGGUGUGUGUGUGUGUGUACGUGUGUGUGUGCGUGUGUGGGCGGCAUUGUGCGUGUGUUACUUGCUGAGCUAACAUGGGUGGAUCUGACACAGUGUCACAUGGGUUUCUACAUUCUUGCCUCGAUUGUGAAAGCGUGUUUGGCUACGAGUCGGUACUCUCUCCCAAGUGAAAGCAGCUGAAAGAGGAGACGUGCCAAUGUGGAUCAAAACCUCGCACAUAAACCUGAAAAGAAAGGAGCUUGCCUUAUCUGUCACUGAAACUACUCGCAGAGGUGCUGUUAUAGAAAAUUAAUCAACUUCUGACCAAUCAGAAUCGAGAAUAAAUAUGUACUGAUGCGAAUAUCCACGCAAUAACAGGUGAUUAGUCUCCCUCUGUAGUGUCCCAGGAGGACAUGGAGGAGUGUGAAUUGCCCCCGGCAGGCAGGGAUCACCCCUGGAAAACUGCCACGCUGAGGAGGAUGGCAUGGGCGCAGAGUCGAGACUCAUGGCCAGCCCCGGAAUCGGAAGAACCGCUCACUAACAGCAACAGCAACAGCAACGACAAGCCUGGAACGGCCUCUGAGACUGGUCCGAUCCCUAACAAAAUAGCGAGCUGGCUGAGAGAAUGCAGGACUCCUCUUGGAGCUUCUCUUGAUGAGCAGUCCAACAGUCCGACCAAAGGACCACCGAGGAAUGGCUGUAGCUUCGAAGAUGACUUGUCCUUGGGUGCUGAGGCCCAUCUACUCCAGAGCAGCAGCGCCAAACCUGCCCCCAGUAAUUAUGAAAUGCAAGCAAUGGAGAAGAGGAGUCAGUUCAGACAGAAGGGUCGGAGUAUGAACUCCACCGGCUCGGGAAAGAGCAGCGGCACCGUGUCCAGUGUCUCAGAGCUGUUGGACUUGUAUGAAGAGGACCCAGAGGAGAUCCUCUACAAUCUGGGUUUCGGCCGUGAAGAGCCUGACAUCGCCUCUAAAAUCCCCUCACGGUUCUUCAACACAUCGUCCAAUGCCAAGGGCAUUGAUAUCAAGGUUUAUCUGGGAGCACAGAUGCAGCGCAUGGAGCUGGAAAAUCCCAACUAUGCCCUCACCAGCCGUUUUCGCCAAACUGAGGUUUUGGCCACUGUCGCCAAUGUCUUCUCAGAGAUCUACUCCCAGGUCUCGGGUCGUCCACUUCAGAAGAUCUGCCACAAGGAGGCAGAGCCUAAAGAGCCUGCCCCACUACGAAGGAAUAGCUCCACUCUUAAUGCAGUCAAGAUCCUGAAGAAGAACAUCACCCGGCCAAACCUCUUGGCCUUGGCGGAGAUGAUGUCAACACAGCCCACAAAAACUACGAACUCUGACCCUGAGGGAGCGAAGAAUGGGGUUUGUGAGCCUCACUCAGAUGCUGAGCUCAAGCAGAAGAUUUUCAGGAGGAAAGACUCAUCUCUGGCGACAGUAACUGAGGAGUCUAAUCAGUCUGGUGUUGAUGUUUGUGAGUCAGAGGCAGAAAACUCCAAACUUGUUAAUGGUGAACGAUUGUCUCCAAGUGUUGCUGAAAAACCUGAGGUGAUUCCGGAUGUUUCAGACAUACCAAUCGUGGUGAAGGAGCAGAGCAACAAAGAAAUUGCUGAAUCUGAAUCGAGUCCAAUCCCAGAAAAGCAGAAGAUGGUCUCCUCCUCUUCCACUCCAGAUAAAGAGCCCUGCUCCUUCCUGCCCAAUCCUCACAUGGCACAUCUCCUCACCCAGCCACGAGACUCCUUUGAGAUGGAAGAGUUACAGAGUAACGAGGAUGAGGCAGUUUCUGGGACUCACUGUUAUUCCAGAGAGGGCAGUGAGCCUUUACUGAGGACAGCUAGUCAACAGUCAGACAGCAGCGGCUUUGCAGAGGAUCCCUCUACAGAAGGCUCAGCUAACUUUCUGAAGGUCCAGGAAAGCUCGGACAGCUGUGACAGCGAAACAACCGUGACGUCUCACACAGUUGGAUCUGGAACACCUGUGUCUCUGGAACACCCAGCCUUUGAAAGGCUAUUAGUGGACGAGGAGCUACUCAUGCAGACCAGUAUGGGGCUCUUUGGCCGUGUCAGAGCUGAGGAAGUCCCUGAACAUGUGAGCCAACAGUUGCCAACACAUUGCAUCAUGGACAAGACAAAACCAGAGACUUUGGAGACUGCUGGGUCUGAGACAGAAAUUCAUCAUAGACUUACUGGUUCUGUAAUUGAGACAAGCUCGAGCACAGAAUCACUCUCCACUGUAGAGUCAGCAGAUCCACAGUCAUCUAUGGAUCUGGCUUCAGUACCAAACGUACCUAAUGCAAGUGCAGAGACAGGUGAACAAGAUUUGAUCAUGGAGGCUGACAGCUCAACAGAGACAAAUUUAUCAGCAUCAAGCUCUUCCACUCCAUUAGAACCAGUGUUAGAAAAUGUACCAACCCCAGGUCAAAGUUCAGAUGUUGUUCUUGAAAACGAGAACCUUAGCACCUCAGAUAGGGUCCAUGGUGCCCUGCUUCGGGCCCAGCAGAGGACAAACUCAUGCGAGGAGCAGAGGAGACGGGUUUGGAUUCGGUCAAGUGACCUACUGAGGAAUCUAGAUGAGCAGGUGAGGAACCCACUUCAAAGGUCCAGCUCCCUCCCAACCUCGCUGCUGAGCCCAACUCGGGUGGUGUCAUCUGUGCACAUCCAACUGGGUCAGGGCUCAGUCCAACAGUGCACUCCACCAUGCUAUAGCUAUCGCUAUGAGGAGGGACCAGAGGAGGACACAUCCAUUGUAGAGGAAAAAAACAACAAAUCUCAGUCCAGAUACCAGUCCAAUCUUGCUGAUGGAGACUCACUCAGCUUAAAUACAGAGACAGAGCUAGACAGCACAGGAGUGCCUCCGUACCCCAUGAAUGUGCCUCAGCAUUUAACUCGGUCGACUAGCUCACUCUACAGCAUCCCUGCUGAUUGGCCUUUGCGGCGUAUGGCAGAAGCUCCUGUUUGGAGCACCAACAGUGUUCCUGAUCUGACCCAGUACACAGGGAUACCACAUCCUGCGAUUCCACGUCACAUCCAGCAAGAGCUUCCUCAAUUCCGAGGACCAGUUGGCUCCCUUUACCAGAAACCUGUUAAUCCCCCUAGUCGCAGUUAUACCCCUAUCAACAGCCCCUGCCCUUACACACAGAGUGGCUUGUAUUCCCAGUAUCCUCAGCCACAGAACUCACCAUUUCCUCACCCUGUAUACACAGCACCUCAUGGUUCAUCUUUCCCCCAACAAAAUAUGGCUUAUACCCACCCACAAAGCAUGCCUUACAAUCCUUUAACACCCUUCCAGUCUCCUCUUCUAACUAACCCUUACGGUUCCACAUUCAAUCUGCACCUGCAGGCAGGUCCCCACAACCCUCAAGUGCCUCUUACCCAUGCUUGUAGUGCCCCCUGUAGCCUGGCCUAUGGUAACACACCUUAUCACCCCACUAUGCCCUAUGGACAUCAGUGUAAUUCCCCAUUACACACUCCACCUGCCCCAUUCUCCCCAAUGUCUGCCUCAUUCCCAUCUGACACCCCAACUCCUCCCCCAACUUUGGGCAGUACGGAAAUGCAGCUGCGUCGAGUCCUGCAUGAAAUUAGAGGCACCGUCCAGAGUUUUGGCCAGAGUGCUUCCGAGCAACGUGAUGGCACACCCGCAGGGGUACACAGUCCACACCAAGCUGUCCAACCACUCUAUGAGGAGCUGCAGAGGCGGCGGAGGAACCUGAAUGUUUUCCGGACUCAGAUGAUGGACCUUGAGCUGGCGCUGAUGAGGCAGCAGUCCAUGGUUUAUCAGCUCCUCACUCCUGAUGAGAGGCGAGAGGCGGAGCAGCUUCAGAGGCUUCGUGUCGCUGUUCGUCAGGAGCUCCAGGAGUUGGAGCUGCAGCUGGAGGAUCGACUCCUCACUCUGGAUGAUCAUCUUCACUUGGCUCGCAGCAGCCGCCUCUAUCGCCAUCCGCUGGACAUGUCCAGGGGCCAGAGCAUGGACAGUCUAUCUAGCUCCUCUGCACUCAGAGCUACAGAGCCGGUAACUGAUCUCUUGCGGGAGCAGAUGUAUCUCCAGUCAGAGCUGAGCUAUGAUGGCUCUGGUGCAGUCAACUCACCAACCUCAGCUCGCUCGUCGAGGUCAGCAAGUCCGGUGCGAUCCCAUGACCCCAGUGAUCUCACCUCGUCUGUAUUAAGGAAAAGAGGAGGAGUGUAUCGCUCAACAGUCAGCCUAACACCCUCCAUACCUCCGAGAUCAGGAGCAGAGGGCCAGGAGCGAACAGCAACGAAGAACAUGAGCCCUAGUCUACCUGAGGUCAAGACUCAGAGCGCAGCACACAGCGUCUUGGACCAGGAUACUAAAGAGCCUUCAAAUCAGGAAGACAGAAGUGGAGGAGGAGGAGAGGAAGCUUGUGGAAAUGAUCAUAUGCAGCAGCUCAUCCAACAGAUUAAGCAGAGUCUCACUGAAGAGAUCAGAAAGGAGAUCGUCAACGAGCUUCUCUCUGCUGUGUUGCCGCGGAGAUCUCCUGUAGUGACACAAGAGCCAGCACCAUGACAAUGGUGAUUGGCAGCUGAAGAGGAGGAGUGCUGUGGAUCUAAACUCUGAGGAAACACUGCCCUCUUGAGUCUGUCACACACUACUGCAGCUCAAACAAACACCAUCUAUCCAACUGCCUUCCCAGUGAACGUCUCCACUACAAUGUUCUGAACACCUCAACCUGAUACUACUGCUCCAGAGAUGAUCAUCUGCUCCACAUGUCAGCAAUAUCUAUCUGCAGCCCCUCACACCCACCUUGUGAAGCCCCAGGCUAGGCGGAUAAAGCCCCUGCUUGGGCCAUAGUAAAUGUUUCUUUGAAAAUAAAAGCAAAGUUUUCUGUAACUAAGCUAGCAUUUACUAGAUAACACUUUAUAAGAUUGAUUAGUGUAUUUGUAAAUUUUAAACAGUUAUGUAAAAGCAACAUACCUUCCAUUACAUUUAAUCUCACUUACAAAUGUUAGGCAAAUGUUAGUAUUUUCCACUUCACUUUAGCACAUUAGCUAGCUAGCUAACUAAGCUGAUAUUAAUGUUAAUUUAGCAUAAAGCAUAAUUAUGUGAUCACAGCACAGAUUUUAUACAAGAUAUACAAUUUAUUCAUCUACAAAUUUUUGCAAAAGUUAAUGUUAGAAACAUUUAUCGUGGUCAUUAAUUUCACUUUCUCAACUAUUUGGUAUUUAAAAUUGAAAAGUUUUUUUCACACAUUUGUUGACACAUCCGUUUAAGCUGGGGCUUCAUCCGUCUAACCCAGGUCUUGUCCCACCCGAAGCCAGGGCUACAGCUGCCCAAGCUCAGACUACAAAGUGGGGACUCCUCAAGGUGGGGCUUCAUCUCGCCAAACCCAGUCUUCUCACACCCAACAGGAGGGGUCUCAUGCCAGCUGGGAGUGUUUGAUGCCCAAGCCCAAGCUUCUCAAACCCAAGUAGAGGAUUCUCAUGCUCAAGUGUGACAUUCUUGAGUUUAAUCCAGGGAUUCUUCAGCCUAGGCAGGGUGGGGCUUCAUCUGUCCAAGUCUAAGCUUCACACACCCAAGAGAGGGAUUCUCACUGGUGGUCAUUGAUGCCCAAGCCAGGGCUUUAUCCACCGAAGUGAAGGCUUCAUCCGCCAAAGCCCAAGUUCUUUCCAAGCCCAAGCUUCUUACGUCCAAGAGAGGGAUUAUUGAUGCCCAAGCCAGGGCUUUAUCCACCGAAGUGAAGGCUUCAUCCGCCAAAGCCCAAGUUCUUUCCAAGCCCAAGCUUCUUACGUCCAAGAGAGGGAUUAUUUUGCCCGAUUGGGGGUGUUUAAUACCCAAGCCAGGACUUCACCUGCCCAAGUAGGAUUCUCAUGCUCAGUUGGGAGAUUCUUGCACUUAAUGUGGUGAUUCUUCUGCCCAGGCAGGAGCUUCAUCCACCCAAGCAAGGGCUUCAUCUGCUCAAGAUGACAAUUCUUACUUCCAAGUAGGGAAUUUUUAUGCCCAAUUGGGGGAUUAUUCCACCCAAACUGAGGCUCUGUCCACUUAAGCAGGCAAUGCCCAGGAUGGGGCUUCAUCUUAGGGUCAGCAGUUGGAUAUCACUGCCCCAUCUGAUGGAUUACAGCAGGAACAUUCAUCCACUCCUCAAAUACACUGUACUACCAACUGAAAAACGCAAGAUCAUCCAAUCAUUCCAUUCAUUUAUCUUCACCCAUUGUAGCUACUGGACCUGCAGACACUACUGCAUGGCAACGCUUAACCAAACCAUUCCAACAACACUUUCUGAAGACCUCAACCAGACAUUAUUACCACAGGGACACACAUGGGGGAUUGCUGCACUGGAUCAAUUUUACAGGAUCGUCCACCUGAACAGACAAUAAAUGGAUCUGCUUGUUUCCUCCAUCUGAGUGCAAACGUCAUAGUAUUCCAAACUUUUUUUAUACAAAAACUCUCUGAGUAGAGAGGCUGCAAAUCAUUUCAUACGAGUUUUAUAUGGUACGCUGCCAUUUUCCUGAAAAACUUUAAGCUGUACUUCUUUUUUUUUUUUUUUUUUUUUUUUUUUUUUUUUUUUUCUUCGUUAGGGUGAAAGGUGGCCAGGCUUGAUGAUCACACGAUGUAGGUGAUGGUGAAAGCAUUAUGGUGUGUUUAUGUACAUAUAUGUGAGUCUUCUAAUGCAGCCUCUGUGAGGUACUAACCGUGCAAUAUGUUUCACUUGAACUGACCAGUCACAACUGCUGUUUAUAGGCCUGCCACUUUAAAAAGAGGAAGGGGACACAAGUGUAACCACACACACACACACACACACACACACACACACACAAUUUCCAAGUUUUAUAUUGGGAUUCCAUGACACGCUUUACGUGUAGAGAUUAAGCUUUCUGAGCACAAGCACUAAACCUGCUAUUGCUUCAGUCUUUUAUGACUGAAGCCUUUUUUUUUUAAAUUAAACACAGCAACCACUAGUUUGUUGGGGGAAAAAAAACUCAUUUGAAGUUUUUAAAAAAGUGCCGUGCUGAAUGUCUUAUGUGCCUUUCGCAAGUAACUAUUUUCAAGUGUUAGACGGAUGACUUCCAAGCCUUGUGUAUGUGACGAGGCAGGUGAUUUUCAUAGCUGAUCUUUGUUCUAAUGAAUUGUAAUACUAACUGAUUCACGUGACUACAGUUUUUUUAAGGGACAUGCUAACUUGUCAUUUGGGAUGCAUGAGGAAUUUAUCUCUAAAGCAAAUCAUUAAUAAAGAUUUAUUUAUUUUGAAUAUA